CGAACUGGAAAACAUCCUCUGUGUGGUGACGUGCCGUGACGUCAUUCUCCGACAAUGAUGGCUGCCGCUGGAGCUUCAGCCUCAGAUAUCAGGCAGAAAAGACCCCUGUCUGGAGCUCCUGCAGCCCUAUAAACCACUGCUAUCAGCGUCCCGCAGUACUUGAAAAAUCACCUGAAGGGAUAAUGAGGAACACUUGGGGCGGCUGUUUGAAAAUAUCGCAAUAUUUCCCCUGAAUAUGUGUUUCGCGGAGCAGCGAAAAACAGCCGUUAAUCUGAGGGUGAUUUUCUGCUCGCGAUGAUUCACUGGUAAUUUUCCAGCAGCUCGAGACUCUCCUCAGACAAAAACACCAAGACAAUUCAUAAAAAUGAAAUUUACCGAGCAUCUAUCUGCCCACAUCACCCCGGAGUGGAGGAAACAAUACAUUCAAUAUGAGGCUUUUAAAGAAAUGUUGUACUCCGCCCAGGAUCAAGCCCCAUCAAUUGAAGUCACAGAUGAAGACACUGUCAAGAGAUACUAUGCCAAGUUUGAGGAGAAGUUCUUCCAAACAUGUGAGAAGGAGCUGGCCAAAAUCAACACUUUCUAUUCAGAGAAGCUUGCCGAAGCACAGCGGCGUUUCGCCACGCUACAGAAUGAGCUGCAGUCGUCUCUGGACGCACAGCGGGAGAGCCGUCGAGCCACAGGCCUGCACCGCCGUCGCGCUGUCUUCCACCUGUCGCAGCAGGAGCGCUGCAAACAUCGCAAUAUCAAAGACCUGCAGCUGGCCUUCAGCGAGUUCUACCUCAGCCUUAUCCUGCUGCAGAACUACCAGAAUCUAAACUUCACAGGUUUUCGGAAGAUUUUGAAGAAGCAUGACAAGAUCUUUGAGACGAUGCGAGGUGCUGAUUGGCGUGAGCUUCAUGUUGAAGUGGCUCCUUUUUACACCUGUAAGAAGAUCACUCAGCUCAUCUCUGAAACCGAGGCUCUUGUUACCGCAGAGCUGGAAGGAGGAGACCGACAGAAAGCUAUGAAGAGGCUCCGAGUGCCCCCGCUGGGAGCAGCGCAGCCUGCACCAGCAUGGACCACUUUUAGAGUAGGACUCUACUGUGGCGUCUUCGUCGCUUUAACAGUCACAGUCAUCAUCACAGUUGUGGGAAAACUGCUUGGUGGAGAGGGGGAGAAUGUGUGGCCCCUGGUAAGAAUUUAUCGGGGUGGUUUCCUGCUCAUCGAAUUCCUUUUCUUGUUGGGUAUCAACACAUAUGGCUGGAGACAGGCUGGCGUGAACCACGUCUUAAUAUUCGAGCUCAACCCCCGCAACAACCUGUCCCACCAACAUCUCUUUGAGAUUGCUGGUUUCCUUGGAGUUCUUUGGUGCGUCAGUAUUCUGUCCUGCCUCUUCGCGAAGGACACAAUGAUCCCUAUACUAGUGAACCCUCUAGCUCUCUAUGGGUUCUUCUUCUUCUUCCUUAUCAACCCUUUCAAAACAUGCUACUACAAAUCUCGCUUCUGGCUGCUCAAAUUACUGUUUCGAGUGGUUACAGCUCCAUUUCACAGAGUUGGGUUUGCAGAUUUCUGGCUGGCUGACCAACUCAACUCUCUAGUAGUGCUUCUGAUGGAUCUGGAGUACAUGAUCUGCUUCUACAGUAUAGAGCUGAACUGGACCAAUUCUAAGGGGAAGCUAUUGAGUAAAGGUGAAGGGAUUUGUCACACAUAUUCAUAUGGAGUACGAGCUGUAAUCCAGUGUUUGCCUGCCUGGUUCCGGUUUGUGCAAUGCCUGAGGCGUUACCGGGACACAAAGCGUGCCUUCCCUCACCUGGCCAAUGCUGGCAAAUACUCCACUACUUUCUUCGUGGUCAUCUUUUAUGCGCUCUAUAAGACUCAUGAAAGUUUUCAGGAAGGUCAAGUCUUCUUGUAUCUGAUGAUUGCCUGCAAGAUCAUUAACUCCUGCUACACCUUAAUCUGGGACCUGAAGAUGGACUGGGGUCUGUUUGACAAAAACGCAGGGGAGAACACCCUUCUCAGAGAGGAGAUAGUAUAUCCACAGAAAGCUUACUAUUACUGUGCCAUAAUAGAAGAUGUAAUCUUGCGCUUUGCGUGGACCAUUCCGCUUUCCCUUGGGAUUGUGACUGCAUACCCUAACAUUUCUGAUAUUUUGGCCACUAUCCUCGCACCUCUGGAGGUCUUCAGGCGCUUUGUUUGGAACUUCUUCCGUCUGGAGAACGAACACCUGAAUAACUGUGGUGAGUUCAGAGCGGUGCGGGACAUCUCAGUAGCGCCUCUGAAUGCAGAUGACCUGACGCUGCUGGAGCAAAUGAUGGACCAGGAGGAUGGUGUGAGGAACAGAAAAGGAAAGAAGAACUGGAAGAGAAGCUACAGCAUGUCCUUGAGAAGACCACGCCUCUCCUCCCAGUCGAAAGUCCGAGACACCAAAGUCCUGAUAGAGGACACAGAUGACGACACCUGACCUUUGCAUCCGCAAUGGCUUGAUAAAGUGUUUUUUAAAGGACCAUAGACCUCAGUGAGCCUCGACUCUUCAGAAGCUAUCCAAUCAAUCCAUCACAAAGCUGCCUGA
Messenger RNA from Rhinichthys klamathensis goyatoka, 2548 nucleotides. RefSeq names its product xenotropic and polytropic retrovirus receptor 1b (gene xpr1b). The record is from RefSeq and is a predicted model, not a curated record. NCBI's taxonomy places the organism in Eukaryota, Metazoa, Chordata, Actinopteri, Cypriniformes, Leuciscidae. Gene Ontology annotation, biological process: cellular response to phosphate starvation; phosphate ion transport. Gene Ontology annotation, molecular function: inositol hexakisphosphate binding. Gene Ontology annotation, cellular component: plasma membrane; cytoplasm; Golgi apparatus. The transcript has 15 exons. The coding region runs from base 365 to 2440 and encodes 691 amino acids.